Molecule: messenger RNA, 1656 nt
Organism: Quercus robur (English oak)
Lineage: Eukaryota; Viridiplantae; Streptophyta; Magnoliopsida; Fagales; Fagaceae
Exons: 2
Coding region: 284-1252 (322 amino acids)
Source: RefSeq, a predicted model, not a curated record
CUUCAAAAAGAAUAGGUAGCUGAUCAAUUCCACCGACCUGAAUAGAUUAUUGAGGUCCUCGAUCUAUCCUCAUUCUGACAGUUAGCUUUAGGCAGAAUACCUUAUCCUCAGCUUCUCUCUCAUAUAUCAGAGUUUUCAGGCCGUAGGAAAAGCCAUCAACUAAAACCAUCCACUACUUCCCAACAUUGACAUUCGGUGCAAGGGGUACAUUCUAUCCCCCUCUGAAUGUGCUCGGAGAGAAGAAGGGAGAUACCGGAGCAGUUCUCCUCCGUCUUUUACCCUAAUGGAUUUAGGAGUUACCAUUGCUAUCCCAACCCCGGUUUACCAUCCUUGGCGCCAUAGAAAGAAGACAACGGGCAAUGCUCCUUCCCAUAAUCCGUCACCAGUCUGUAAAGAACCUGCAAUCCAGGCUGCUAUCCUUCAAGAAAAAUCUCCUGCCGAGAUGUCAUUCCAAAGAGGACGGGUAACCCUUAGCCAAAUCUUGGCUAUCCCCAUUAUGUCUCAAGCCUACACUCCUCCUAGUCAAGCUGCUACUAUUCCUGCAGCCCCUUCAGCUCCUCCAGUUAUUGCAGUAGCUGAUACUCCUGCCAGUGAAUCUAGGGCUGGACGAAAGCGUCUUAAAGGGUCGAGCUCAAGCCGACCUGUAGUAGCUCCUGACUUUGAAAAUUACCCUCCUGACCUGGGUGACAUCCAUGUUGAUGCCAAGGGUGCUUCAACCUAUGUUAAGGCCUUUAUGGUGGACGAGGAGCAACUUCCUGCAACGGACAGGGUCAGGCCUUGGAGGGAAGGCCACGGAGGCAAGGUUGCAGAAUGUGUAGGCAAGGCUCUCCUCUUCCCCGAGGACAUGAACCACUGGGUGAAGUGGGAUGACGAAUUCUUACUACUCAAUAUGAACGGGGAGGCCAUCAUGGGAUACCAAUGUUCCAUGGUGGUUGAGGAGAGGUUUUUGGCUGCUAAGGCCAAAGCUGAGGAGCUAAGCAAUGACAACGAGGAUCUUUUGAAGAAGAUCUUAGAUGUCAUGAAUAAGGUUUAUGAAUCCAAAAGGCUGCGGUUUGAGGCCGAGGAGAACAUUAAGGCUAUCACUGAGAGGAAGGAGGCCUUACGAAAAGAGUUGCAGGAGAUGAAGAAGGCUUUUGUAGAGAAGGAUGCCGAGUUGAAAGGCUAUGUGGCAGUGGAUGAUGCCAAGGUCCAAGAUGCUUAUUACCAAGGCCAGUACGACUGCAUCGCCUCUGUGAAGCCUGAGGUGCAAUAAAACCUGUAAGUUUACUUUUCAAAAGGGUGGACUGUGGUUUUGGAUAAACUGCAGGUGGAGGCUUCAUCUCCCUGGAGGCUGGAGAGUAAUAUUCCUAUUCCCUAGGGGUUAGUCAUUAUUCCUAAUCCCGAGAUUCAGGCUAUCAUCAAUAAUGAAUCCCCUAUCCAUGAGGUUGGAGAGACUGGUCCAAUUGCCAUGUCAAUAGGAGAGGUGAGCAGUUUUGUUGCGAUGUCUACUACUGAAGAGCCUCCCUGAGUUUAAUUUUCUCUAUUAACGCUUAAAAAAAAAACAUUUCUUUAGUUUGCCCUGUUUUAAGGGCUUUUGUUUUGUACUUAAUUUCCUAAGGUACUUUAAACUUUUGUGCUUAAUAAUAUUUCUAAGUUUUUAUAUCCAUUUGUGCUUUA